AUGGAGAACAUUGCCCAGCAAAUCCAACCCGAUGGCGAUCAUCACGAGACCAACGUCAACAAGAAUGAUACCACUUCUACAGCGGGAACCUUACAUCCCUCUUUUGUCCGUGGAGACGCUGCCGGCUUCGUUGGUGAGAUUGUUGCCGACACGGGAACCAUCUUGGAUGGCGACCAAGGGGUGCAUGCCGGACUUAUCACAGUGUCAGCACGACAGUACCGAGAUCUCUUUUCAAAGAUCUCCGAUUUGGAGCAGAAGCUAGCCCAAUUCGACGAAGUAGUUGACAAAGUGGUCGAGAAAAGGAUGCUCGCGCCCCUGUUGGAUAGAGGCAACGGCUUCGACGAUGCACCAUACGAAGAUCUUUUCGGUCCAAAUAGCACCGUUAUGCAGCAAAAUUUCUCUCGCAUGGUCAUGUACAGUGCUGAGGCCAUGGAACACGUCGGCUACCUGAUGAGCAGAUCCAGGCGGUACUGGGUGUUGCAGCGUGUUCAGAGGGAUAAGGAACAGGAAGACAAAGACAAGGAAGCUGAGAAGCAAAAGAUUGUAGAGACGACUUCAGACGAGUCCUUGCUGGCUUCCAAAAUGCUUACGGACGGUGUUGCUGCAACGAUGUUGCAAACAACCUGGGAAGUCUUUCAAUCCCAGAACUCGGGUAGUAUCAACACUAUCAUCAACCCCAUCCAGCUCGUCGUUGGCGAGCCCGAACUAUCAUUCCGCGGGAUUUUCAACAACUUCAUUCAGGAACCCGACAGAAAGCUUGCAUCACGCACUUUGCCCCCGAAGGCGAGUGCGAACAAGACCCUCGGAGAAUCGCCGCUGCCAGAACGAAUCCUAAUCCACUCACCUGAGAUCAUAAAAGCUCUAAGUGAGGCCUGCGAGGAUUUGUUCAGUGUCAUAAAAGGCACCACGUUCCUUCGGCCCUUCAAGAUGUUUACUUACUAUGAGCAAACUAUUCGAGAUCAUGCAGCGAAGCUCGAAGUCAGUUAUGCGAGCAAUGCCAAUGUCACCUCUGAAGCUGAACCUGUCACACCUGUCGAGACUGAGCACACUUCAGAAGACGAUAGUGACGAACUGGCCAAGUCUGAAGAAGCGUCCUCGGUUCUACCUCAGGACGAAGCAGAUUUGAAAUGCCCUAUCACACUGCUGCAUAUGCGCUGCCUGACAAAGUUGUUGGACGAUACCAUAUGCACAAGACGAGAGUAUCUGGCAAGUACGGAAUGUGAGAAGGUCACAUUCAGCGACAUCUGGUAUCUCUUUCAGCCAGGAGAGGAAGUCAUCGACCAGGCUAAUAAACAGGCCUACCGUGUGCUGCGCGUCUCGAUGCCCAAGCACAAGGUCAUUCCACCAUACCUCUUUAUACGAAAUUCCAAUUCAGAGAACGCUAAAGAGAAGCCAGCCAUCAUUCAGUGCCUCUACAUAGACUUCGACGGAGAGAAUAUUGGCCCUGUAACCAAGACCUUUGAGAUACCUCGAUUUGACACGGACAAACCAAUCAAGUCGUUACCGAUCUACCCUCUUCGGAUGAUCAGGGAGAACGGAUUCCGCGAAAGGCUGAUGGAAAGAGGCAAGAUGCUGUGGGACGUGAUCCAGGUCAAGCCAAUGUAUUACAAAGGUAAUGUUAUCGACACAAGGCAGGAUGCUGACAGCCAAGUCAUGAUCGACUUUACUGAAGCCCUAGCAUAUGCGCACGAACAUGACAAGGAUUGGAAGCCGAAAGUUGACUUCAUCAGCACAUCGACUGAGGAUAGCAAGACAGAUGACACAACUAGCGACUGCGAUGCCAUCUGUUGCCGAAGUCAAUACGUUUUCGACGACUCAUUUGUCGAAGACAGGCUGACUGAGGAUUUCAUCGCUAAACUAUUCCCGCAAUCUCCGACGGAACGCCGGUCACUCAUUAUAUACCCGCAUGCUUUAAAAGAUUUACUCGAAUCGAAGAGCACACCCGGCGCGGACGAGCUUGUAAUCAUGAGCUAUAGAGUCUUCGGAUUCAUCCUGAGAAAACGUCAAUGGGCGCAACUCGACCUCACGUAUCUGAAGGGCGAGAAUGAGGAUAGCAGGACCAGUGCCUUAGACGCCUUUGAGCGUCUGGUUCUUCCGGGAGGACACAAAGAGAUGGUCAAGUCAUUGGUGACACAACAUUUCCGAGACAAGAAGGCCAGGGAGAAAAUGGUUGACCGAAACCCCCACGUUGAUGCGUCUUCUGAUCUCAUUCGAGGAAAAGGACAAGGCCUCAUCAUUCUCCUUCACGGAGCCCCCGGUGUAGGGAAAACCACCACAGCAGGCGAUCUCGGAACGACCGCUUCAACAGUUCAGACAGAGUUGGAGAAGAACUUCACACUAGCCAGCAGGUGGGACUGCAUUCUUCUCUUGGAUGAAGCUGAGGUCUUUCUUGCGUCUAGGGAGCGGAAAGACCUAACGAGGAAUGGUCUCGUUGCGAUCUUCCUCCGAGUGUUGGAAUACUACACCGGAAUUUUGUUCCUUACAACUAAUCGUGUCGGUGACUUCGAUGAAGCCUUCGCUUCCCGAAUCCACAUGAGCCUCUAUUACCCUAAACUCGAUCUCGACAAAACGCUGGAUGUCUUCAGGCUGAACUUCGACCUGAUCAAGAACAGAUUCGAUCUGAGACGUCGCAAAAUCUUCCUCGACGAGGAUUCAAUCAUUGACUUUGCGAAGAAGCAUUUCGAGAGUAAUGGGGACGACAAGAAACAGGGCUUACGGUGGAACGGCCGCCAAAUUCGCAAUGCGUGCCAGACAGCACUUGCCAUGGCUGAGUUCGAUGCGCUCAAUAGUGAUCUGAGGGCUGACAUCGAUCCUUCCCCAUUCGUGCAUCUCAGACUCGAUCAUUUCCGCAUCAUUGAGAAGGCUUAUGAUGAAUUCGCUAUCUACCUCGGCGACGUCUAUGGCGCUAACUUUGAUGAGCGGGCCGCACAAACCCAGUUACGCGCUGAACAAGCAGACAUGACCAAGUAA
Molecule: messenger RNA, 2970 nt
Organism: Colletotrichum fioriniae
Lineage: Eukaryota; Fungi; Ascomycota; Sordariomycetes; Glomerellales; Glomerellaceae
Molecular function (GO): ATP binding; ATP hydrolysis activity
Source: RefSeq, a predicted model, not a curated record